UUUUUUUUUUAAACGCCUUAUGUCCGUCUUUAAGUCAGGUAAAUUAUCCCACGGUUUUAUAGCAGAGCCUCUUUUUAUUUGGUUUGCGUGCGAAAAACGUGUUGACAACGGAUCCUAAAUGUCUUUGGACACCUACACAUCCAGAAAGAACACAGAUGGAAAAAUUUCGCUUGCUUAUGCAAAGCAAGUAUAAACAUCAAGCAUUAAAGGAAUAUCGUCAAUUAUGGAGUUGGUCUGUUAAAUAUCCCGAGUUAUUUUGGUCUGAAGUCUGGGAUUAUACAAAUAUAAUCUCAUCCAAUAAAGGAAAUCAUGUCCUCGAUAAAUCUGAAAUGAUGGAUGAUAUUCCUAUCUGGUUUAAAGAAGCUCGACUUAAUUUUGCUGAGAAUUUAUUGUGGUGUACAAGUUCAGAAAAGACAGCAAUCAUAGCUACUGGUGAGGGACAUGGUAAAAGAUAUAUUAGUUAUGAAGAACUUUACAACGAUGUUUUGAAAUGUGCAGAAGCCCUUAAGGCAAUGGGUGUUGAAAAGGGGGAUCGCGUUGCUGCUUAUAUUCCUAACUGUGCAGAAGCUAUUAUUGCUAUGUUGGCAACAACAAGUAUUGGUGCCAUUUGGAGUUCUACAUCACCUGAUUUUGGAACAACAGGCGUACUUGAUAGAUUUUCACAAAUUCAACCUAAAGUUUUAAUAUCUGUUAAUGCUGUGAUUUAUAAUGGUAAAACGUUGAAUCAUAUUCCAAAGUUGGAGACAGUUGUCAAAGGUCUUCCGUGUCUUAAAAAAGUGGUAUUAAUUCCAUUUGUGAGUGAAGCUGCGGGUUUAGAGAAAUAUGAAAAGGAUAUCCCAAAUUGUAUUUCAUGGUCCAACUUCUUACAAACUGUGACUGAUUUGCCCUCCAAAAUUGACUUUGUUCAAUUACCCUUUCAUCAUCCUGCUUUUAUUUUAUUUAGCUCUGGAACGACCGGUUUACCUAAAUGUAUUGUUCAUUCAGGUGCAGGUCUUUUACUUCAACUUAAAAAGGAGCAUAUCCUUCAUGGUGAUAUGGGACCCGAGGAUGUCUUCUUUUAUUAUACAACAACAGGUUGGAUGAUGUGGAAUUGGCUUGUCUCGGGUCUUAGUCUAGGUGCUACUAUUGUUAUUUGGGAUGGCAGUCCAUUUAAACCUGCUCCUAUUUCCUUGUGGGAAUUAGUUGACGAAUUAAACAUUACUCAUUUCGGCACUUCAGCAAAAUACAUCCAAUCAUUAGAAGAAGCUAAAGUUUAUCCAAAGGAUAUUUGUCAAUUAAAUACACUAAAAGCAGUAUAUUCUACUGGAUCUCCUCUUAAACCAGAUAGUUUUGACUUUGUUUACAAUCAUAUCAAAAAGGAUAUCAUGUUGGGUAGCAUUACGGGGGGUACAGAUAUCUGUUCACUCUUUGCAGGCCAUAAUGCGGCUUUACCUGUUUAUCGUGGAGAGAUUCAAUGUCUAUGUUUAGGCAUGAAUAUCGAAGCCUGGACAGAGUAUCAGACACCUGUCUUUGCUCAAUCGGGUGAUUUAGUCUGUCUGACCCCUUUCCCAUGUAUGCCUGUCUCUAUGUAUGGUGAUGACACUAAACGUAGCAGAUACCGUGGUGCCUACUUUGAUGUCUAUCCUCAUAUCUGGUAUCAUGGUGAUUUUGUCUGGAUCAAUCCCAAGACAGGGGGUGUCGUCAUGCUGGGUCGUUCAGAUGGUACCUUAAAUCCAAAUGGUGUUCGAUUUGGUAGUGCGGAGAUUUAUAACAUUGUGAAUAAAAUCAAUGUACAAGAAGGAAUUGAGGAUUCCUUAUGCGUCGGUCAAAAAUUAAAGGGACAAGAUGAUGAAAGAGUGAUCUUGUUUUUAAAGAUGAAGGAUGAUACUAAACAACUUUCAGAGGAUUUGGUCAAGAAACUCAAGGUCAUGAUUCGAAAUGAAUUAAGUCCUAGACAUGUUCCUGCUUUUAUCCUUGCCAUUAAAGAUAUUCCUCAUACAAUCAAUGGAAAGAAAGUCGAAGUUGCUGUAAAGAAAAUCAUUAGUGGACAAAAAGUAACUGCAACUGGUACAUUGAUUAAUCCAGAAAGUCUUGAUUUAUAUUACAAUAUACCUGAACUGGAACAAUAAUGGGUCAUAUGUACUUUUUUCUUUUACUAGAAUAUAUGGAAUUUUACAAAAUAAACAUUGAAUGUUCAGAAUAA
Molecule: messenger RNA, 2182 nt
Organism: Cokeromyces recurvatus
Lineage: Eukaryota; Fungi; Mucoromycota; Mucoromycetes; Mucorales; Mucoraceae
Product: acetoacetate-CoA ligase
Exons: 9
Coding region: 156-2108 (650 amino acids)
Biological process (GO): lipid metabolic process
Cellular component (GO): cytosol
Molecular function (GO): acetoacetate-CoA ligase activity
Source: RefSeq, a predicted model, not a curated record